This is a messenger RNA of Lactuca sativa (garden lettuce), 1230 nucleotides long. RefSeq lists its product as uncharacterized. Gene Ontology annotation, molecular function: protein binding. NCBI's taxonomy places the organism in Eukaryota, Viridiplantae, Streptophyta, Magnoliopsida, Asterales, Asteraceae. The record is from RefSeq and is a predicted model, not a curated record.
GAUAUGAACCAGUCAAUAACAGGGGACCUAAUUUGGGCUUCACUCCGUUCAAAUUAAAACCUGUAGUUUUGUCGACGAAUUUCGCGACUGCUGGCCGCUGCUGUUUCAUCGUCUAGAUAAACCGUAUCCAAUGUUCAAAGCCAGGAAUGUCCAAGACAAGGAGUACGAUAGAAAACAGAAUCAUAAUGAUGCAUCUGCAUCUACGAAGAAGAGAUUUUAUGAGAAGGGUUAUUCAGAUCUUAACCAUGAUAUUCUUUUUUUGAUUAUGAUGCAACUGGGGAUCGUUGAUUUUAUUUGGUUUAGUGGAGUUUGCAAGUCAUGGAGAUCACUAGCACUCUCCAACUGGAAGAUGUUUAUGGCAUCCAGACUCCCCGUUUCUAUGCGAAUCACUUAUCGACCUUAUGAGAAGAAAGAGUGGUACUUAGAGUUAGAAGAGUCUGAAGGAAGAAAGUUCAAAACUUUCAUUCCCCAUUCUGAUGGUGGCAGGACCUUUUUUGGGUCAACUCGUGGCUACUUAGUAUUUUUUGUGUGGAAAACACGUGAUUUCUGGCUUGUGAAUCCUAUCACAAGGCAUGAACUUCAUUUUCCCGAUCACCCCUUAAUUGUAUAUUUUUCCCGGCCAACAGGCUUGAAGGCUAUCCUUGUCUUUUCCCCUUCAGACACAGUAGUAUCUGAGUGGGUGCUUGUGGUUUCAAAAAGAUUCUGCGAUUCAAUAUGGUUUUCUGUAGCGGGUAGUCGAUCCUGGACUGAGGUUAAUGUGCCCUCCAUUACUUCUGCCAUAUAUGAUCUACAUUUCUUCAAGGAGAAGAUAUAUGUCUUAUUCAGUUGUUCUUUAUAUGUGUUACAACUCUAUCCAAACCCCAAAUUUACAUUACUCCAGACCAAUAAUUUUCAAUGUUCAUGCUACUGGGGGGAGUUUGUAAGUACAGCUGCAAACUUGUAUGUGAUGAUUAAUUUGGACUGGCUUCACAAACUAGAUUUUGAUGAAAUGAAGUGGGUGCGCUGUGAAAAGGUUGAUGAACAUGCAGAUGUUAAACUUGGGAUUUGGGCUAACAUUUGGUCAAUGUGGUACUUUCCGCAUGAUUUUUUAAAUGUUAAUCUCUUACACCAUAAGCCAUAGACGUAUGUAUGACAAGUCAAACUGGAUUUUUAUUUGAAACAUUUAAACAUUUUGUGAUCCGAUGGUGGAUUUGAAUUUUGCAGUGUAUUGUUUAAAUACAUGAUUCUUGA